Chinchilla lanigera (long-tailed chinchilla) is the source of this 3360-nucleotide messenger RNA. It is a transcript of the gene Ppard, whose product is annotated as peroxisome proliferator-activated receptor delta. NCBI's taxonomy places the organism in Eukaryota, Metazoa, Chordata, Mammalia, Rodentia, Chinchillidae. Gene Ontology annotation, cellular component: nucleus. The record is from RefSeq and is a predicted model, not a curated record. Gene Ontology annotation, molecular function: RNA polymerase II cis-regulatory region sequence-specific DNA binding; nuclear receptor activity; zinc ion binding. Gene Ontology annotation, biological process: regulation of lipid metabolic process; cell differentiation; hormone-mediated signaling pathway.
CGCUGGCGGGGGCGGGGCCCCGGAGCGUGUGACGCCGGGGAGCUGAGGAUUAAUGGGAAAAGUUUUGGCAGGAGCGGGCGGAUUCUGCGGAGCCUGCGGGGCGGCUGCGGUGUCGCGGGGGGCGUGUUGUGCAGUGAUUUGGGCAUGCGCCUGGCACCUCCCCAGCGGCUUCUGCUCACGGACAGAUGAGGACGGAUGCACCCUAGAGGCUGACAGGAGCUGCCCUGUAGAGGUCCCUCUGCGCGCAGACCCAGAUGAUGCCAGAGCUAUGACCAGGCCUGCAGGCGUGGCACCGAGGGGAGAUCAGCCAUGGAGCAGCCGCAGGAGGAGACCCCUGAGGUCCGGGAAGAGGAGAAAGAGGAAAUGGCAGAGGCCGAAGGAGCCCCAGAGCUCCACGGGGGACCAGAGCAUGCACUUCCCUCCAGCAGCUACACAGACUUCCCCCAGGGCGCCUCGCCGCCCUCGCUGUUGGACCAGCUGCAGAUGGGCUGUGAUGGGGCCUCGGGUGGCAGCCUCAACAUGGAGUGCCGGGUGUGCGGGGACAAGGCGUCCGGCUUUCACUACGGCGUCCACGCCUGCGAGGGCUGCAAGGGCUUCUUCCGCCGGACCAUCCGUAUGAAGCUGGAGUACGAGAAGUGCGAUCGGAGCUGUAAGAUCCAGAAGAAAAACCGCAACAAGUGCCAGUACUGCCGCUUCCAGAAAUGCCUGGCUCUAGGCAUGUCCCACAAUGCCAUCCGCUUUGGUCGGAUGCCGGAGGCUGAGAAGAGGAAGCUGGUGGCGGGGCUGACAGCCAGCGAGGGGGACCAGCACGACCCGCAGCUGGCUGACCUGAAGGCCUUCUCCAAGCACAUCUACCAGGCCUACCUAAAAAACUUCAAUAUGACCAAAAAGAAGGCCCGCAGCAUCCUCACCGGCAAGUCCAGCCACACAGCGCCCUUCGUGAUCCACGACAUCGAGACACUGUGGCAGGCGGAGAAGGGCCUGGUGUGGAAGCAGCUGGUGAACGGCCUGCCGCCCUACAAGGAGAUCAGCGUGCACGUCUUCUACCGCUGCCAGUGCACCACGGUGGAGACCGUGCGCGAGCUCACCGAGUUCGCCAAGAGCAUCCCCAACUUCAGCAGCCUCUUCCUCAACGACCAGGUGACCCUGCUCAAGUACGGCGUGCACGAGGCCAUCUUCGCCAUGCUGGCCUCCAUCGUCAACAAAGACGGGCUGCUGGUGGCCAACGGCAGUGGCUUUGUCACCCACGAGUUCCUGCGCAGCCUGCGCAAGCCCUUCAGUGACAUCAUUGAGCCCAAGUUUGAGUUUGCUGUCAAGUUCAAUGCCCUGGAACUCGACGACAGUGACCUGGCUCUGUUCAUCGCGGCCAUCAUUCUGUGCGGAGCAAUCGAACUCAAGGCUUUGCACUUGCCAGACCGGCCGGGCCUCAUGAACGUGCCUCAGGUGGAGGCCAUCCAGGACACCAUCCUGCGCGCCCUCGAGUUCCACCUGCAGGUCAACCACCCCGACGCCCAGUACCUCUUCCCCAAGCUGCUGCAGAAGAUGGCCGACCUGCGGCAGCUGGUCACCGAGCACGCCCAGAUGAUGCAGUGGAUCAAGAAGACAGAGACCGAGACCUUGCUGCACCCACUGCUGCAGGAGAUCUACAAGGACAUGUACUGAGCCGGUGCUCGGUGCUCCGCAGGCGCAGGGGCCCGGGCGCGCGCGGCCCUGGCUCCGCCGGUCCCUUCCCCUGCUUUGCUCCCGCAGCUUCUCUUUGUGUCUCUCACUUACGGUCUUGCCAACUCCCUCUUCCCUCUGUACCUGUGUCCCCUCCUGCUCCCUGCCCAUCCUGCAUCUCUCCCGUCUGAGACAGUCCGUUCUCUCACCAGCAGCCUAGAUCAGGACCCUCCCUUCCCACCUCGCUCUCAGAAGAGCAGCUCGCCCCACUCCAGGCCAACCCCGCCCCCAUCUUCAGUCCCCGCCUCCCCGUUCAGGCUCCGCCCCCUGUCCUCAGGCCCCGCCUCCUGAUCCCAGUCUGCCAACGGAGCCAUCCAAAGGAACACCCAGCUCUGGGUGGGGCUUCUGGGAGAAGCUUAGUCUAGACUCAGCACCGCAGCCGCAGCCUGUGGUCGCGCUCCUCUGCAGAGGACAGUGGGAAGGGCGCCUGGCCAAGACCCGCACUGCCUCCCGGCUGGAGACCAAGGCUGGGCCCAGACUCGAGCCCCUCUCAGCCCGGCGUCCCCACAGCCUGCCUUUCUCUGCACCAGUCUUCUAGAGCAGCGUGGCUAGUGGCCGCUGCGCUGGCUGCACCCCAGCCCGGUCGGAACCAGGGCUCCCUCCAGGUGGGGCCCUGCACCCCACUGAGAAGGGGGGAAGUGGAGGCUGGUGGCAAGGAACAGGACACUUAAUUCUGAGUCCUGGGGCAGGCCUCCAUCAGCAUCCGCUCCCCACCGGGCAGCAGCCACCCCAUGUCAGCCCCCAGUGCCGGGCCUGACAUUUGCCCCUUUCGCCAGCAGGAGGUGCUGGGCCGGCCCCACCCGACACUUCCAGCGCUGCCUCCGCAGCGCACACCCUGCACUACACUGCAAUCACUUUACCCGCAUCUCUGUGCCUCCCCCUCCCCCUCCCUCUCCCUGAGAGGUACGUGCCAGGCAGCCUCUGUCCUGGGGCCAGGCAGGUCCAAGUGGGCAGGGUGUCGGGGCACACUGCCCUGUCUGUCCGGACAGACAGCGAGCUGAUCUCUGGGAACUGUCCCUGCGCGGCCUCUGCGUCUAUGUGGGCUGGCCCUGUGGCUCAGGCCAGCACCUCAGCCCCUGCUGGAGGUCCAGUCACCUCAGAGGAGGGACCGAGGCCCAGGCUGGUGUGCACGAUCAGCAGGAGAGCCUGCCGGGCCGGUAGGGGUGAGGGACCAGCUAGGGCCUCAUGGUAAGCUGAGCCAGCUUUCGAACCUGGGUUUCUUGUGCCCUGCCUGGUCGUCCUCCUCAAGGGGCCUUUCCAUCUGGCCAUGGCUCUGGGAGGAAAUGGCCUGGAGACAGCACAGGCCCCGCCUCUGCCCCUGCCAGCUGGUGGCCACCUGUGUACCAGGGCCCGUCUACGAGGAGAUCCUGGCCUGUCUGCCCUUGCGCCGGCCAGGCCGACUUCGUGCCGGGGUGCUGCCCUCUGCGCCAAAGCUGUGAAGGAGGGCAGUGCCCGUCCCCGCCCCACCGCCCCGUCUUGCUGAGGGCCUUGGACCUCAGUGUCUCUGCAAUCUCCAAUACUGAAAUGUAUAUUUUUGCUAGGAGCCCAACUUCCUGUGUUUUUAAUAUAAAUAGUGUACACAAACUGACAGAACUUUAAACUUUAAAUAAAUGGGAAUUAAGUAUUUAAGAGCUGACUUGA